AUGCAUCCUGGCCCUUACUGCGCAUGUCAAUUUAUCGGUGUCUUCCGGUCGAAGCGCAAUACAGACUGCAGAGAUGUCUGCUUCAAUGAGUCUGCGUCUUCUCUACUGCUACGCCAAGCCAGGUACUUUUGGAAGUACUCUUGUACGUCCAUUCAGUGUCAGUGUGCAGCGCAGCGGCUUCAAGUACGUUAACGCUCAAGAGCAGGCCACAGACUUGAAGUCCAUCACUGACCGUGCUGCAACCACUCUCCUAUGGACAGAGCUCUUCAGAGGCUUAGGAAUGACCAUGAGUUACCUCUUCCGUGAACCCGCCACCAUCAACUACCCCUUUGAGAAGGGCCCCCUUUCACCUCGCUUCCGUGGUGAGCACGCCCUGCGUCGCUACCCUAGCGGGGAGGAGCGAUGCAUCGCUUGCAAGCUCUGUGAGGCCAUCUGCCCCGCUCAGGCCAUCACCAUUGAGGCGGAGACUCGAGCAGACGGCAGCAGGAGGACGACACGCUACGACAUUGACAUGACCAAGUGCAUCUACUGUGGAUUCUGCCAGGAAGCCUGUCCGGUGGAUGCCAUCGUUGAGGGUCCAAACUUUGAGUUCUCAACAGAAACACACGAGGAGCUGCUGUACAACAAAGAGAAGCUACUCAACAACGGAGACCGGUGGGAGGCUGAGAUUGCGGCCAACAUCCAAGCGGACUACCUGUACAGAUAAGACCCAUCGGUCUAAGCUUGUCUGGACGUGGCCAGCAUGCAAAUCCAACGUCUGUUUGUAGCUUUACAAAUAGGAGUCAAAUCUUGACACCCCCAUGUUGGCUUUAUAGCUUAUAAAGCCUCUGCACACGCUGUGGUUUUCUGUCAGCUACAUACAUAAGUUAUUGUUUCACAGCCAAGGCUUGUAUUUGUGUUUUCCCUUACGCUACAAAAAUCUUGACAAUAAAUAAGGUUUUUAAAAUGUGAGUAUUGUGUCCUAUGAUUGACUGGUGUACGAGUAUCUGGACUGGAGAGAACCCAUACUGCAUCUUCAUGGUGAAGGGAUCCCUCGAAAGGCAUGCAAUCAUAUUUCGUGGCUGCAAGUUCAGUCAAGAUGGUUGUACUGUGGAGUCCAAUGAUACAUCGC
Molecule: messenger RNA, 1111 nt
Organism: Doryrhamphus excisus (bluestripe pipefish)
Lineage: Eukaryota; Metazoa; Chordata; Actinopteri; Syngnathiformes; Syngnathidae
Gene: ndufs8b
Product: NADH:ubiquinone oxidoreductase core subunit S8b
Biological process (GO): mitochondrial electron transport, NADH to ubiquinone; mitochondrial respiratory chain complex I assembly
Cellular component (GO): respiratory chain complex I; membrane
Molecular function (GO): NADH dehydrogenase activity; 4 iron, 4 sulfur cluster binding
Source: RefSeq, a predicted model, not a curated record